Messenger RNA from Plasmodium relictum, 789 nucleotides. Its product is annotated as conserved Plasmodium protein, unknown function. Bases 1 to 789 code for a protein of 262 amino acids. The record is from RefSeq and is a predicted model, not a curated record. The transcript has 3 exons. NCBI's taxonomy places the organism in Eukaryota, Apicomplexa, Aconoidasida, Haemosporida, Plasmodiidae.
AUGAAAAAUUUUAUUUUUAAUAUUAUUAUUAUACAACUUCUUUUGAAUUUUGGAAAUGAGUGCUAUGAAAUUAUAAAAUGUAUUGAUGGAAGUUCUAGUAGCAAAAAACCUUCUGGAGUAAAGCAGUUUUUUAAGAAGAUAAAAAAUAAAUAUGAUAAAUUUAAAGAGUCAUAUAAAAAAUCAUAUAAUCUGAAAGAAAGAGAUGUAGAAGGUUCUUAUAGAUUAGAAGCACAUUAUAAUAUUAAUCAAGAACUUGAAAAAAAAUUUAAAUGGAAACUGUUUUAUAGUUAUUUUAAUAAAGGAAAAUCUUUAUGCCAUUAUUUAAAAUUAAAAAGGAGAUACAAAAAAAAGUAUGAAAGUGAGACAUUUUCAUUUAAAAAUUAUUUUUCAGAUGUUAAUAUCGUUUUUUCCCAGUUUAAAGCACAAUAUACUGAUGUAAUUUUUAAUGUAGAAUUGUUUGGUAAUAAUAAAGUGGUGGUACACUAUGAUCUCAAAAUAUCUGAUAAGAUUGCCAGAUAUUUGACAAAUGUUAUUAAAUUAACAGUAUUUAAACAUAACCCUAAACCUCCAAGUUGGAAAUUAAAAUUUAAUUUUUUAAAUGGAAAAAAAAAAUUAGUAAUUGCUGUUCCUACGGAUGUUCCAGGAUUGUUUUUUACUUUUUAUUAUGAAAUAAUUGCCUUUAGAAAUUAUUUUUCUUCUCCAUUUUCACUCUAUGGAGAUAUAUAUUUUAAGUUCGAUAACAGUUUUAGAAGAUAUAAAGCGGGGUAUUUUAGCAUAAAGAGACUUUAA